Messenger RNA from Saccharomyces mikatae IFO 1815, 1581 nucleotides. RefSeq names its product adenylate cyclase-binding protein (gene SRV2). The transcript has a single exon. Bases 1 to 1581 code for a protein of 526 amino acids. Lineage: Eukaryota; Fungi; Ascomycota; Saccharomycetes; Saccharomycetales; Saccharomycetaceae. Gene Ontology annotation, biological process: regulation of adenylate cyclase activity; cytoskeleton organization. Gene Ontology annotation, cellular component: cytoplasm. The record is from RefSeq and is a predicted model, not a curated record. Gene Ontology annotation, molecular function: adenylate cyclase binding; actin binding.
AUGCCUGACUCUAAGUACACAAUGCAAGGUUACAACCUUGUUAAACUAUUAAAGAGGUUAGAAGAAGCCACAGCUAGAUUGGAGGAUGUUACCAUCUAUCAAGAAGGUUAUAUUCAAAGCAAAUUAGAAGCGUCUAAAUGCAAUGACUCGUCCAACGCUGAGAAGGAAGCAUCCUCCACGAAAGGCGCUUCUACAGAGAAUGUUCCAGAAGUACAAGAAGAUCCAAAAUGCAUAACUGCGUUUCAGUCUUAUAUCACUGAGAAUAUUGAUCCUCUCGUAGAAUUAUCAGGUAAGAUUGACGCAGUAGUUUUAGAUGCCUUAGAGUUGUUAAAGGGAGGCUUCCAAUCACAGUUGACUUUCUUGAGAGCCGCUGUAAGGUCUAAAAAGCCGGACUAUUCUUCUCAAAUAUUCGCUGAUUCUUUAAGGCCUAUCAACGAAAACAUCAUUAAACUAGGUCAGUUGAAGGAAUCAAAUCGUCAAAGCAAAUACUUUGCUUAUUUGAGUGCUUUAUCUGAGGGUGCUCCUUUAUUCUCUUGGGUUGCAGUUGACACUCCAGUCUCUAUGGUCACAGAUUUCAAAGAUGCAGCACAAUUCUGGACUAAUAGAAUUUUGAAAGAAUACAGGGAAUCCGAUCCUAAUGCUGUUGAAUGGGUAAAGAAAUUUUUGGCCUCAUUUGAUAAUUUGAAAGCUUACAUCAAAGAGUAUCAUACUACCGGUGUUUCUUGGAAGAUGGACGGUAUGGAUUUUGCUGAUGCGAUGACACAGUCUACAAAGAAUAUGGUCGCAGCUUCGUCUGCUUCAUCAACAAGUGAUUCAGUGGCCCCAGCGCCUCCACCUCCCCCACCAGCGCCACCAGCUUCUGUCUUUGAAAUCUCUGAUGAUGCUUCUUCAGUUAAUAUUGACACUAAUAAGGGCGGCAUUGGUGCCGUUUUUGCUGAGCUAAAUCAAGGUGAAAAUAUUACCAAGGGUUUAAAAAAGGUAGACAAAUCCCAGCAGACCCACAAGAACCCUGAGUUACGUCAGUCAUCCACAGUUUCUUCCACAGGAAGUAAAUCUGGUCCACCACCAAGACCAAAAAAGCCAUCAACAUUAAAAACUAAGAAACCUCCUAGAAAAGAAUUAGUAGGCAAUAAGUGGUUUAUUGAGAACUACGAAAAUGAAACUGAAUCAUUGGUUAUUGAGGCCAACAAAGACGAAUCUAUCUUUAUAGGUAAGUGUACUCAAGUUCUUGUUCAGAUAAAAGGAAAAGUCAACGCUAUCUCAUUGAGUGAAACUGAGUCAUGUAGUGUCGUACUUGAUUCUAGUAUUUCUGGUAUGGAUGUUAUUAAAUCCAACAAAUUUGGCAUUCAAGUGAACCACUCUCUACCUCAAAUUUCCAUCGAUAAAUCUGACGGUGGAAAUAUAUAUUUAUCCAAAGAAUCUUUGGACACUGAAAUUUACAGUUCCUGCUCGACUGCUAUCAAUGUAAACUUACCAAUUGGUGAAGACAAUGAUUAUGUAGAAUUUCCAAUCCCUGAGCAAAUGAAGCAUACAUACGCCGAUGGUAAAUUCAAAUCGGCUGUAUUUGAACACGCCGGUUAA